AGAUGAAGUGAUUGAGAAGAAACAGUGAACAUCUUUAUUUUGUAGACAGAACAACAUGGAUCAGCCAUUUACUGUGAAUUCUCUGAAAAAGCUAGCUGCUAUGCCUGACCACACAGAUGUUUCCCUAAGCCCAGAAGAGCGAGUCCGUGCCCUCAGCAAGCUUGGCUGUAAUAUCACCAUCAGUGAAGACAUCACUCCGCGCCGCUACUUUAGAUCUGGAGUAGAAAUGGAGAGAAUGGCAUCUGUGUAUUUAGAAGAAGGAAACUUGGAAAAUGCCUUUGUUCUUUAUAACAAAUUUAUAACCUUGUUCGUAGAAAAGCUUCCUAGCCAUCGAGAUUACGAGCAAUGUGCAGUACCCGAAAAGCAGGAUAUUAUGAAGAAACUGAAGGAGAUUGCAUUCCCAAGGACAGAUGAAUUGAAAAAGGACCUUUUAAAGAAAUAUAACAUAGAAUACCAAGAAUAUUUGCAAAGCAAAAACAAAUAUAAAGCCGAAAUUCUCAAACAACUGGAGCAUCAGAGAUUGAUAGAGGCAGAAAGGAAGCGGAUUGCUCAGAUGCGCCAGCAGCAGCUAGAAUCGGAGCAGUUUCUGUUUUUUGAAGAUCAACUCAAGAAGCAAGAAUUAGCCCGGGGUCAAAUGCGAAGUCAAGAAACCCCGGCCCUGUCAGAGCAGAUCGAUGGGAGCGCUUUGUCCUGCUUUUCCACACACCAGAACAAUUCCUUGCUGAAUGUAUUUGCAGAUCAACCUAAUAAAAGUGAUGCAACCAAUUACGCUAGCCACUCACCUCCCGUGGACAGGGCCUUGAAGCCAGCUGCUGCUCUAAGUGCUGUUCAAAAUUUAGUGGUUGAAAAACUGCGAUGUGUAGUUUUGCCAAAAGAUCUUUGCCACAGAUUUCUGCUGCUGGCAGAAUCUAACACAGUGAGAGGAAUAGAAACCUGUGGAAUACUCUGUGGAAAACUGACGCAUAAUGAAUUUACUAUUACCCAUGUCAUCGUGCCAAAGCAGUCUGCGGGACCAGACUAUUGCGACAUGGAGAAUGUAGAAGAAUUAUUCAGUGUUCAGGAUCAAUACAGUCUCCUCACUCUGGGAUGGAUCCAUACACAUCCCACCCAAACUGCAUUCUUGUCUAGCGUGGAUCUGCACACUCACUGUUCCUACCAGCUCAUGUUGCCAGAGGCUAUUGCCAUCGUCUGCUCACCAAAGCAUAAGGAGUGA
Galeopterus variegatus (Sunda flying lemur) is the source of this 1213-nucleotide messenger RNA. RefSeq names its product STAM binding protein-like 1 (gene STAMBPL1). Gene Ontology annotation, molecular function: metal-dependent deubiquitinase activity; protein binding; K63-linked deubiquitinase activity. The transcript is spliced from 8 exons. Lineage: Eukaryota; Metazoa; Chordata; Mammalia; Dermoptera; Cynocephalidae. The record is from RefSeq and is a predicted model, not a curated record. The coding region runs from base 56 to 1213 and encodes 385 amino acids. Gene Ontology annotation, cellular component: endosome; membrane. Gene Ontology annotation, biological process: protein K63-linked deubiquitination.